GUUCAGCAGACAGCGCUCGAAGAGGGCUAGCGGCGCGAGCUGGUAUGUUUGAAAUGAGAAAUGAUGGCGGAUCGUGAGCAUAACAGAAGGGGUUCCUCCGACGACGGAGGGCCGCAGGAGGAGGGAGGCAGAGUGAAAACUAAGCCUGUCUCUUGUAGCACUGUGGGGGGAGCAGCGACCGCAGUCAAACGCACAUCCCAGCAUCUCUCAACUGAUGAUGAAGAGGAGACCUCAGCAGACCCACCGGCACCCUGCAAAAUCUCCAAAAUCGGCUUUAACAUGAGCAGUCAGUUGGGGAAGAAGAAUAACCCCAUAUCUAUCAAACUUGGAGCAACAAAACCCAAAGAGCCUACACCGUCACUUCCUCCUAAAAGACCUGGGUUGGCAUCUGUUUUUGAUGAUGAUGAUGAUAGUGAACCUGAAGAGAUGCCCCCAGAAGCAAAGAUGAGAAUGAAGAACAUUGGCAGGGAAACGCCAACGUCUGCAGGUCCCAAUUCUUUCAACAAGGGCAAGCAAGGAUUCUCUGAUCAUCAGAAACUUUGGGAGAGGAAGCUGAAGGCCCAAGCAGAUGACUUGUAAAUGACAACCAUACUAUACUGUUUUUGUCACUAAUAAUAAUUUUAUAUAGUAAACCAUGUCAGAAAUGUCAGAGAUUAGCCAUGGUUUUGACAGCUUCAGUGCUUUAAGCCAUGUAUGAUUUCUAAUUAUUGAAAACAUUUUUGUGUUCCAACCACUAAAAGCUGAUGCAAAGUUGAGAGACACUAGUGUUGAACCUCUGUGGUGAGUGAGCUAGCGGAGGGAUGUGGUAAACAAAUUAGCCAGAAUUCUUCUUAGCAAUCCAAACUCGGCUCCAGUGAAUUUCAGUAAAAGAUUAAAAAACUCAGCAAUUGCUGACUGGCUAAUAAGAACAUCUAGCAUCUUUGUGUGGCCACAUUGUUUCUGACAUCUUAUCUCAGACUGUGCUUAUGUGUAGCCCUGAGCAAACUUUCAGUUUUGCUUAUCUGAUAUUUCUGUACAUUUCUUUAGAAGUGUGGUGUUUUAUUUUUACAUGCACAUGUGGGCAUGUGUUUAAGCAUGGAAGAGUGUGUGAUGCAAAGCAAAUGGGUUAUAAUUGAAUAAUGUUUUUGUUUAAUGUACAAUUUGUUUUCACCAGCUGUGCCACCUUAUAGGCAGUUUUGGUUUAUGUUUUGUGUCAGUGUUUCUUAUUUUGAUAACUCAAUGUUAUCCCCUCUAUGUCACUGUGGCUGCGUGGUUAUUUUUAUGUUGUCAGUCAAAGGAUGUAUAGAAAGGUUUAGUUGUUUGACGACGAUAAUUAUAAUGCCAUGAUGUGUUCAGUAAUUCCUUGGUGGUUAAAGUUUAAUGAGAUCAGGUAACCUGGUCUUCAAAUAAAAAGCCCAUAUCCUUGUAGUUCAUCUAGGACAGAUAAAUGUGGCACCUCUGUCAGUUACUUUUGUCCCUAAAACUGUUUUGAUGGAAAGUCUUGAUCAAAUGUUAAACUUUGAAUUCCUCUGAGUUACUUAACUGUUACGCUCAGUCAACCAAAUUAAUUAUACCACUUCACUGACCAGUUUUAUCAACAAAACAUUUAAUAUCCAGUUAAAUAAAAGUUUUGGAUGAA
This is a messenger RNA of Sphaeramia orbicularis (orbiculate cardinalfish), 1618 nucleotides long. It is a transcript of the gene pcnp, whose product is annotated as PEST proteolytic signal containing nuclear protein. NCBI's taxonomy places the organism in Eukaryota, Metazoa, Chordata, Actinopteri, Kurtiformes, Apogonidae. The record is from RefSeq and is a predicted model, not a curated record. The transcript is spliced from 5 exons. Gene Ontology annotation, cellular component: nucleus. Bases 61 to 579 code for a protein of 172 amino acids. Gene Ontology annotation, biological process: proteasome-mediated ubiquitin-dependent protein catabolic process; protein ubiquitination.